This is a messenger RNA of Camellia sinensis, 3766 nucleotides long. RefSeq names its product protein FAR1-RELATED SEQUENCE 6-like. Gene Ontology annotation, molecular function: zinc ion binding. Lineage: Eukaryota; Viridiplantae; Streptophyta; Magnoliopsida; Ericales; Theaceae. The record is from RefSeq and is a predicted model, not a curated record. Gene Ontology annotation, biological process: regulation of DNA-templated transcription.
GAGUUUUGAAAAGGUGAGUUUUGAAUGUUUGGCUCAGUUGCAACAACAUUGGUCAUGUGACACCACGCGCGAGAAAUAGAAGAAAAGAGAGGAGAGGAGAGAGAGAGGAACCAGUUAAAGAAAAAUAGGCGAGAGCGACCACCGCCGAGGUUGACCGGUGUUGACACUACCGACCUGGGUGACCAUCGAUGACCAGCGAAAAACUCUGCCCACCGUCAGUGCUGUUUGUCGACCAACGAAAUACCACUUCGACGUGAAUCUGGAUUACGCAUUGUACUCACCUGAAUCUGCUGGUCCGUCAAUCUGUUAAUGUUGCUUAAUCACCUGAAUCUGCUGGUGUGUUUUUUUGUUUUUUUUCUUCUUAUAAAUUUAUAUUUUUUUGUUAGAAGAAUGGUUACUCACCUGAAUCUGAAUUUGAUCUGGUCCGUCAAUUUGGUGCGAAAUACCACUCUGUCAAUAAUUCACUUCACCUAAAUCUGAAUCUGGUCCUUCAAUUUAUAAUUUUUUUUGUUUUUACUCACCUGAAUCUGAAUAUGGGUGAUUAGAAGAAUGGUUAUCCAUGUUUGGGUCUAUGUGGGUAGAUGAUUUCAAUUAAAAAAUAUGUUUGGGGGUCUAUGUUUGAUCUUGUUGAAGUGAAAUCUAUAUUUGGGGUCUAUGUUUGACAGGGGAUUAGAAGACCAUAUUAAGGAAUGCAGACCAUAUUUGUUGUAUAGCUUGGCUCACUUAUCUUGAAUGGAAUUUCCAAUUUUUUCAUCAGUUAUGUUUUCUAGACUUCUAUGCACAACACUUCGCAAUACUCAAAGUAAAAUUGCUAUGUGUGUGAUGUAUAGCUAUAUAAUUAUUCUGCUAUGUGUGAUGUAUAUGUGUGUUUUCAACUUGUGAUGUACUCACUGAAUCUGUGAUGUGUCUAAAUCUAUAGAUGGUUCAACUUGUGAUGUACUCACUGAAUAUGUGAUGUCUCUAAGUGGUGUUUAACAUCCACUUUAACCUUAUUUAUGUGAAUAUGUGAAUCUUUGAAUCUGUGAUGUCUGAAUUUGAAUCUAAGUGGUGUUUAACAUCACUGAAUCUGAAUCUGUGAAUCUGUGAUGUCUCUAACCUUAUUUAUGAGUUGUUGUGCAUUUCAUUCUGCUGAUUUUAUACAAAUUACAGUAGAGUGUUUCACAUAAUGGAUAUUGAUUCAAACAAUCCUACAUUGAGUGGGGGUGAGGAAGUUGAGGAAGCAGAGAACAAUCCUUCAUUAAAUGAGAGUGGUGAAACUGAAGAACCUAAGAAAGGGAUGUGUUUUACCUCAAAGUAAGAAGUGCCCGAGUUUUAUGCAAAAUAUGCUAAAAACCUUGGAUUUGCUAUAGCUUACAGAACAUAGAAUGUUAGAGCAGAUGGAAAGGUGAAAUACUUUGGAAUUGAAUGUACUCGGGCGCAGAACAGGACAAAAAGAUCAGAAGUAAAGCCUCUUAAACCAUCUUUGUCAUCAAAAAAUUGAUUGUAAAGCUAAGGUAAGAGCGACUUUACAACCGGAUGAAAGAUAUAAGUUAACUGCAGUUGUGCUUGAGCAUACGCAUGAUUUAAUUCCUAGCGACUCACGCCAUUUUCCAAUGAAUAAGAGGAUUUGUACUCCUAUGAAGAGAAGAUUAGAAAUAAACGAUGAAACAGGAAUAGGGGUGUCUAGGAAUUUUCAUUCUAUAGUUGUUGAAGCGGGGGGAUAUGAGGCAUUAACAUUUGAUGAACGAGAUGCAAGGAACCACAUUGAAAAUGCUAGAAUCAGUUGCAUUUUGUUUUCAUAGAAUGCAACAAGAAAAUUCAAACUUCUAUUCGGCCAUUGACUUUGAUGUAGAUGGUUGCAUACGAAACUUGUUUUGGGCGGAUGCAAGGAGUAGGGCAGCUUAUAAAGCAUUUGGGGAUGUUGUCUCAUUUGACACCACCUAUAUCACAAACAAGUAUGAUAUGCCGUUUGCUCCAUUUGUAGGAGUUAAUUGCCAUGGACAGUCAAUCUUGUUUGGUUGUGGGCUAUUAUCUAAUGAGAACACGGACACAUUUGUUUGGCUAUUCAAAGAAUGGUUAAAUUGUAUGUCAGCCACUCCUCCAAAAGCUAUUAUAACUGACCAGUGCAGAGCUAUGCAAAAUGCCAUUCAAAUUGUUUUCCCACAGGCUCGACAUCGUUGGUGUUUAUGGCUUGUAAUGAAGAAAAUUCGCGAGAAAUUGAGAGGAUAUUCCCAAUAUGAAGCCAUCAAAUUCGCUUUACAAAAUGCAGUCUAUGAUUCUUUCAGAAAAGAUGAAUUUGAUGAGAAAUGGAAAACGAUGAUUGAAAAGUUUAGCCUCCAUGACAACGAGUGGCUGGGGGUAUUAUAUGGUGAGCAAUAUAGGUGGAUUCCUGCCUAUGUGAAAGAUAUAUUUUGGGCUGGCAUGUCAACUACACAGUGAAGUGAGAGCAUGGAUGCAUUUUUUGAUGGCUAUGUAAACUCAAAGACUACUUUAAAGCAAUUUGUUGAACAGUACGACAAUGCAUUGAAAAGUAAGGUGGAGAAGGAAACCAAAGCAGACUUCAAAUCUCGAAACAAAUUAUAUGAUUGUUUAACGGUGUAUGAGUUUGAGAAGCAAUUUCGUGCAGCCUACACAAAUGCGAAAUUUAAAGAAGUUCAAGUAGAAUUGGAGCGACUACUGUAUUGUCAUGAGACUCUUGUGAAGGAAGAGGGAUCCAUUUGUACUUAUCAUGUCAAGGAAGCGGUGCUUGUGAGUGAGAAAAUGAAAAAAGUUGAAUUUCUUGUUUACUUUAAUUCAACUGAAUUUGAAAUGCAAUGUGUGUGUUGGUGGUUUGAGUUUAGGGGGAUCAUGUGUGCCCAUUCCCUUAGUGUGCUCAUUAAGAGGUGCACAUAUGAGGUUCCAGAUAAGUACAUUAUGCCGAGAUGGAGAAAAGAUUUAGAAAGAGGGUACGCAUGUAUUCCAACGACAUACACGAAAUCCGGGGCUAUCCUCAAUGCAAAGGUACAUGAUAACUACAACAAGACAUUGGAUGAAAUUAUAGAAAUUGCUUCCAACGAUGAUGGUAAACACAAAGCCAUUCAACUUGGGUUGAGAGAAAUCAAAGAAAGAGUAAGAAAAGAUGAAUCUGGUUGUGCGAGUAAUGUGCCACAUUCUAGUAGUACUGUCCCACCUUCUAGCACUAAUGUGCCACCUUCUAGUAUUACUCGCAAGGUGCUUAGUCCUUUGGUUGCUCGCCGAAGAGGCCGUCCAUGUACGAAACUGAAGGUGAGCAAGGUGGACGAAAUAGUGAAUCGGUUAAAGGGAAAGAAUAAAAAGGCACCAAAAGUCCAGGUAUAUUUUUUAUUUUCUACUUAUAUGUAAAUUUUAGAAUUUAUUUUUGUCAAACUUUUUCACCAAUGUGUGUUACUAUAGGGUCAUAAGAUGGGUCAAUGUGAACCUCGUAAGUUGAAUUUCGAUUGUGCGGAUGGCAUGGAAGACAAUUCGUACGAUCGGGUGCCGGAAGCUCAAUUCUACUAUUUUCCUUGUAUCGAUGGGACACAAGAGAGCGCAUUGCAAAUGGUGGACAAAAUUGGAAGCUUAUCUUUGAGUGAAUCAGGAAUGACAAAUAUAGAUGGUUCAACUUUUGUGGACUUGAAUAUGGAUGUGGAUCUAAACGCUCCAUUUUUUUUUUUUUAGUUUUGUACUAUGGUAUUUAUCACUUUCGUUUGUAAACUUGGGAUAGUUACUUUUUUUAUUCUAAAUAGGUUUUUAACAGAUUCUGAAGAGGUUAUAUUUGAACAGAUUCUGA